This is a messenger RNA of Papilio xuthus (Asian swallowtail), 1730 nucleotides long. RefSeq lists its product as uncharacterized. The transcript is spliced from 6 exons. The coding region runs from base 233 to 814 and encodes 193 amino acids. NCBI's taxonomy places the organism in Eukaryota, Metazoa, Arthropoda, Insecta, Lepidoptera, Papilionidae. The record is from RefSeq and is a predicted model, not a curated record.
UUGUAUUCAGAAUUGCGCGUCGCCCGGCACGCCACGGACGCGGCCAUAUUGCAAUUGUCUUUUUAAUUUAAUUUUUUUGCUGUGAUUUGGCGGGAUUUAUAACAGUGUAAAGUUUUCAGUGUUUUCGGACUUCGUAUUGGAUUAUUUUGUAUUGAUUAUGAUGCUGUGAGCUGCUCGAGGCUAGUUUGAAUGUUUCAAGUUGGAGUGGUCGUAUUAUGUGAAGGGCACAGCGAUGGCGGACAACGAGGGACCUGUCACUGUGGACGACCUGCCGAUUACAUUUCAAGUGAAAUAUUUGGGUCAGAGCGACGCACGGGGCCUGUGGGGCAUCAAGCACACGCGCAAGCCUGUCGACCUCAUGGUCGCCGCCGCUAAAGCCUUGCCUCCAGGUCAAAUCCUGCCGAUGGUAAAGCUAAUGAUAACAGUGGACGGCGUGCACGUGGAGACAGCGCGGCUGGCCGGCAAGCGCGACGAGUUCGAACACAUGGCGGUGUUCUUCAACAUCGAGUCCAUCUCCUACGGCGUCCAGGACCUCGUCUACACGCGCGUCUUCUCCAUGAUCGUCGUGAAAGACAACGCGGACCUAAAGGGGUUGAACCCAUUCGAGUGUCACGCCUUCGUCUGUGAAUCUAGAAAUGCAGCGAGACGGCUGACGUAUUCGCUUGCAGCUGCCUUCCAGGACUACUCAAGAAGAGUUAAGGAAAUGCAAACCGCACCAGAUCAAGAGGACAAGCCGCCGAGUCUUAAGAAGAGGUUUGCGAUCGAUCUGCGCACGCCGGAGGAGAUAGAAGCAGACUUUGAGACCGAGGCCUGACCAAAGAUAAUGCAGUACACGUGAUAUAAGUUGGCACGUCAGACAUUAGAUUACCCUUGUUAUUGACGUGCCAACUUAAAUUAAAGUACUGUACAUUUACAUACGAGUAUUUAACUGCCUCACUCGCUGUCAUUAAGUGGUUACGAAGCGGUUCGUACUCUGAGAGGCAGCAAGUAGUCUGUUUUAAGUUUUAAACUGUAAAGAUGUUAGAUGACUAUCAAAUGUGUGAGUAUUGUUUUUGUUAAUUUUGCAAACUGUUUCUUUUUUCUGCAUUACAAAUUGGCAGACUAUAGUAUUGUAGUCAAUUAUUGUGUAAUUGAGUAGUUGCACAUUUCUACAGAAAUUAACUAUAAUUUCUAAAUUUUUUUCGACAUAAUGAUGUACCAAAAAUGUCGUAUUUUUAUAUAAAAAGCGAUGCGUUCUAAAUGAUUCAAAACUACACAGAAAAAUAUAAAAGUUAUAAUAAUAUAAUAAUUUUCUGUAGAAUAAUACAAGUCAAUUAAUAGACAAUAAGAGCUCAUAAUAUAAUAAAAGGCUGAUAAAAAUCCUGCCAAAAAUAAAUAAAGCUUGUAUUUAUUGACGAGAGACAAACAGUCUCGUUUCAUAUGUCAGUAACCGUGGGUUUCUGAUACCAAAAUAUCUUAUAACACGUAUCAUCAUUAUCUUUGACAAAACAGAGAUUACAAUAUUGUUUAAACGGAGAUUUUUGUUUCAGAAAGCCACAGUUAAUGUGAUUGAUAGAUUGUAAUAAGAUAAACCAAAGGUUUCCCUUUUGUGAAAUAAAUGUGAUUAUUAGUAUUUUAAAAUACCUACAAUUGUAAAAUAACUUUUACUUGCAUAUUUAUGUAGAAUUUUAUUAAGACUUUUUAAAAGAAAUACAAUAUCUUAUCUAAUAAUCCUACAGAUAAUAAUUUAU